Messenger RNA from Neofelis nebulosa (Clouded leopard), 2214 nucleotides. RefSeq names its product collagen alpha-1(I) chain-like. Bases 1 to 2214 code for a protein of 737 amino acids. The record is from RefSeq and is a predicted model, not a curated record. The transcript has 8 exons. NCBI's taxonomy places the organism in Eukaryota, Metazoa, Chordata, Mammalia, Carnivora, Felidae.
AUGCACGAAGGAGGACACUCGGCGCGGCUUCAAGGACGGGCUGGGCGCCGGGCCACCGCGAGCGGGCCGCCGCCAACAGGCGACCCAGGAACGCGGCGCAGGCCGCCACACCCGCCACCGCCCGCAGACGUUGCAGCCGCCCACCCGCCAGCCGACCCGGGGGCGGGGCCGGGACGCCCAAACUGCGCCUGCGCCGUCGCCCAGUCGGGCCCGGGGACCGGGCCGGCGCGAGAGGACUGCGCCUGCGCCGUUGGCUCAGCCGGGCCCGGGCACAAGGCCGGCGUGCGGAAUCGGCGCCUCAGAGGCCGGUCCGCAGCAGCCCGGGGGCGGGGCCGGCGCGCGGGGAUUGCGCCUGCGUGGCAGGCCCGCUCCGGCCUGGGGGCGGGGCCGCGCCUGCGUGGUCGUUCCGGCCGGGCGCGGGGGCGGAGACCGCGCCUGCGUGGUCGGCUCGGGCUCGCCCCGACAGUCGCGCCUGGGUUCCCUGGUGCCGCCCGCCCGCCCGGCCCCGCCCCCGGCCCCGCCCCGCGCCGCGCGGGGCUCUGGGAGGGGCGCAGCGUCCGGCGGCGUCGCGGGCGGCGGGCGGGCGGCUGCGGCGGCGGCGGGAGGGGCCGGCGGGGGCAGACAAAGCCGCGGCUAAUGAAUGGGAGCGUCCGCCCGCGCCGGCCGUCGUCCGCAGCCGGGCGGGAGCCGCGCCGCCCCGAGCCCAGCGCCCGCGGUGAGUGCGCGGCGGGCGGCCGAAGCGGGCUGUGCCUCGGCCGCGAGCUCGCGCCCCGGGCCCGACCGUCCCGGUGCGCCGUCGGAGGUCGGGGUCCGGGACGGGGACGGGGGCAGGGGGCGAGGGUCGAAGUGGGGUCGGGGUCGGGCUGUGGGGCUGGGGGGCUGGGGGCGCCGCGACAUUGUCUGCGCCGGGCCGGGGGCGGCUUUGGGGGCGCGGCCUGCGGUGGCCUGGACCCCGCCCGCGCCCCCGACUCGGCCGCGGUGCCCGGAGGGCUGGGGUCGACGCCGACCCCGCCCCCCGCCCCCGGGACCCCCGGCCCCGGCCCCGCGACCCCGGCCCGCGCCCUGAGCCCCCCGGCCCCCCGGCUGACAGCUGGCGUGUGGCGGGCCGCGCCGCGCCUGCAGCGCGGGGCUCCCCCAGCCCAGCCCUGGCGACCCCCUGGCGCCCUCCGCGGGUUUGGGGUGACAUUCGGGGACCCCGCGCGCCUCUCUGGAAGAGGUCUCCGCCAGGCAUCAGCCGCGCCCCUCGUGGGCACCUGCCGUGUGAAGGCCUGUCCGCAGCCGCACCCGGCCCUUCCCCAGCGGUCCGAGUGCCCUGGAAACCGCUGCUCCUGGGCUGGGGAGCAGGGUGAGGGGGCUGUGCCCUGCUGGCCCACCCGAGUGCCCUCCGUGCGAUGGCUCUUCCGUCUGGGUGGCCCCGCACGUGCUCUGUCCUGCUUCAGCGCCCCCACAGAGGUGAAGCGUGAGGGGCUGCGUUUUAUCCACAGCCGCCGCAAACUGACCGUCCCCUCAGGGUCUGCUCGCUUGCUCUCCACUCGCGGGAGCGGCGUCGGGAGCAGGGAGCUCUUCCCGGACGCCUCCGGUCUCCCUGUCACAGAGGCCGUGUUCCACAUCCUAUCCGUGGAGCUGGUACUGGAUGAUCCUUUUCCUUUGUGUGAGCGCAGCGGCCCUGGUGGAACUUCCGGCUUCGAGGCGCGUGGUGCUGUGUCCAGCCCUAGAACAAGCGCGCUGGUCCGGAACGCCUUCUGGGCCGGCGUCGCCGCUGUGGCUCCUGCACUUGGCGAUGGCUCGCCUGCUCAGUGUGGCCGCCAGUGGGCACUGCCCGUGGACAGCCUCGGUCUGCGCGGCAGGGCCCGGCUCAGCCCCCGCUCAGGCGUCCGUGUCUGUGUGCCCGGCCACACGUUGACGGCACCACCGCCCGUGGCCAGAGGCCCCGGCAGGAGGGCCGUCCGCCCCUGCGGGGAGUGGCUGGCUGGCGCUGGCUCCGGCAGACCCGAGAUGGCCAGCUGGCCCUGGCCGGGCCUGGGCCGGAGCCCCAGGGCCCGGGCUGUCCUGCAGCUGCUGCCCCGCCGGCUGGCACCUCAUCAGAUGGUCGGCCCUGGGCACCCGUUGCCCUUUGGCGGCCUCAUCCAGGCCGUGCUGGCCCCGGGUGGGCCAGGUGGGCCCGUGGUGGCCGAGGACGCUGUGUCUGCCCAGACGCUGGAGGCCACGGAGUAA